AUGUCAUCGACCUCGAAAACUAUCCUCAGCAAGGUCCGUAAAAUUGUCCCGCCAAUGUUAGAAAGGUUUCAUAAGGGACAACUUGGCCGUGUUUGCGUUAUAGGAGGAAGUGCUGACUAUACAGGAGCCCCUUACUUUUCAGCAAUGGCAUCAGCCAAGCUAGGCAAGAUGCGACAUGGUAAGGCGAGUCAUGUUAUAUGCGAGCCGUCCGCUGCAACUGUGAUCAAAACCUACUCGCCAAAUCUGAUGGUUCAUCCAAUUCUUCAGAGUACCUCAAGUGUGGGGAAUGGAAACGCCAGCAAUAACAUCUCUGACCACGUCAAGCCGAUUCUUGACUUUUUACCCCGUCUUCACGUCCUUGUUAUUGGCCCAGGCCUCGGUCGUGACCCCUUGACCCAAAAGAUAACUGCAGGUGUGAUCAAAGAGGCGAUUAAGCAAAAAGUCGCACUUGUUAUGGAUGCCGAUGCCUUGGUACUAGUUCAAAACGACCCGAAACUAAUCCAUGGUUAUGAUGAAUGUAUAUUAACCCCGAACGUGGUGGAAUUUGCACGACUUAGCAAAUCAGUUGGUCUGGAUCCUCCAGCGAAUGACGGGAAAUCUGGCGUGGAUAAAGAUAAGUCUGCAUCAGAAGCAUGCGAGCGCCUAUCGAGAGCUCUUGGCGGUGUCCUUAUUAUUCAGAAAGGCCCUCAUGACGUGAUUUCCAAUGGUGAUGUGUCCGUUAUUUCUGAUGUUGAGGGUGGCAGAAAACGAAGUGGUGGGCAAGGUGAUACCCUUACGGGCUCCCUGGGGACAUUUAUGGCAUGGAGGAAAGCAUACCAUGACGGACUCUGGGAGGACGGAUGCAGUCCAAGCAACGACGAUGGCUCAGGACAUAGCGCUGAAAUGAUUGAAAAGGAAUUAUACGGGGACAGUUACAAUGGUGGCAAUAAAAUGUCUAGGAAGACUACUCUACUACUCGCCGCAUGGGCUGGAAGCGCAAUCACACGGGAAUGUUCGAGGAGGGCAUUCCUAACGAAGGGCCGAAGUAUGCAGGCCGGUGACCUAACUGAAGAAGUCCACGGAAGUUUCAUGGAGCUAAUUGGAGAGAAAGAAGACGAGUCGAAGUUGUGA
Microsporum canis CBS 113480 is the source of this 1110-nucleotide messenger RNA. RefSeq names its product YjeF domain-containing protein. The record is from RefSeq and is a predicted model, not a curated record. Lineage: Eukaryota; Fungi; Ascomycota; Eurotiomycetes; Onygenales; Arthrodermataceae. The coding region runs from base 1 to 1110 and encodes 369 amino acids. The transcript has 5 exons. Gene Ontology annotation, biological process: metabolite repair. Gene Ontology annotation, molecular function: ATP-dependent NAD(P)H-hydrate dehydratase activity.